This is a messenger RNA of Olea europaea var. sylvestris, 1592 nucleotides long. RefSeq lists its product as uncharacterized. The record is from RefSeq and is a predicted model, not a curated record. The transcript is spliced from 2 exons. Lineage: Eukaryota; Viridiplantae; Streptophyta; Magnoliopsida; Lamiales; Oleaceae. Bases 948 to 1388 code for a protein of 146 amino acids.
UCUAUAUUUAUCCAAAUCAAUAAUUAGCCUUAGUGCAAAGAUUUCAAUCAGUAACAAAUAUAAAAUCUUAACUUUGCAGUAACCUAAUAUAGACCCUUGUCAUCCCAAUGUAUCUGAGAACAUAAGGGCUCAUAAUUAAGCUUAUUUUAUAUAUAUAAAAAAAAAAAUCAUGCGAAAAUAGUGAUUGAGACUUUUGGAUGGAAAAAUGUAAGAAAUUGAUUUGAAUAAUUACACAAUGAGGUUUUUCGUAUGUGUAUAAAAGGCAGAAAUUUUAAAAAGAAGAGAGCAAAGGAAUGGAGUUCACAUGUCGAAUUGACAGGCAGCGUACUCGAUACUUUCAUGGAGUCGUCAACUGGUUAAAUCUACUGCUUCAAUCACUCUCUUUUCCUUCUUUGGGUCCUUAAGUGAAAUAAUGAUUUACCGUCUAGUUUUAGACGAGUGUGAAACACGGAUUUCAUUUAAUAGCGGUUCCAUCUUAACCAAUGAAUGAGUAAAUCGCCGACUAGGAGAAUCAGAUGACUCAACUUCAAGUUCCAAAAUAGCAAGAGAUUAUGAUUUUCUUUAGAAGGGGACUGCUUUAUAACCAGUGAACUACUCUUUGCCCAAUGCUUAAAAACCCCUCUCUCAGUUAACUAAAAUUUAACCACUCUUGCCCUCUGGGGCAUAGUCUAGUGGUGCAAAGGACAGGAGUGAGAAUAUCUCACGUCUUAUUGACAGCUGCAGUGUGGGGAUAUGAAAUUGGACUCCUUGUAGGCGUAGUGUACAGACAGCUCUUGUUCCCUGGCCUGUUAGGGCACAUCCCGCAAUUUACCUUCUUCACAAAGUUUUAGGCGCAGGACGAUGGGGACCCUCAAGAUUAGGGUUCAACUUUUUUUUUAAAAAAAAUAAUUUAACCACUCUUACCUUAAGAAGUCAGUAUUAAUGGAAAUAUUAUUAAAACAGCGCCAAUGGAUGUAAUUUCCACUUUUAUUUAUAAAUAUAAAAGUCUAUUAAGAAGGUUCGAGACCUUUCAGUUCCCGCGCUUCCUUAAAAAAAUCAGAGAGACUGAGAGAGGAGUAGAUGAAAAAGAGCUGAGAGUUCCAGAAUCUGAAAUCAAUUCGCAAGAGAGUAAAAUGGAGAAGAUCGGUGACGAAAGAGGGGGCCAGACUCAGGCAAUGAAGUCUCAAGUCGCCAUUAGAUGUGCUAAAGCUGCGAUUCUUCUAUCUUCCCUAAAAAAUUCCCCUAAUAAUUCAACUUCAAACAUUACCCUAAAGAAUGAAGAGGAAAUUGAGGAUCUAAAAAUAGCGUUGGUGAAGGAGAAACUGAAGAACAAGAAGCUGAGGAUUUGUGUUGAAAUGGAGUUGCUUGUAUUCUUCCUCUGGACUCUCCUUUUGCUGGUCGUCUUUUGAAAUCAUCGUUGCUUUCAAUGGUGGAAAUUCCUAUGGUUCCUGUAUGUAUAGAUAUGAUAGUUUCAACUGAUGCUUUUUCAGUUAAACUUCUAAUGGAGUUGGCUAUAAAUAGUUUACACUGCUUGACACGUGAAAUUCUUUUUGGGACUUUCAAGGCUGUAAAAUGUGCGAGUUUGAUUUAGCAGUUUCGUUAAUUUUGUGUCC